This is a messenger RNA of Microthlaspi erraticum, 2160 nucleotides long. NCBI's taxonomy places the organism in Eukaryota, Viridiplantae, Streptophyta, Magnoliopsida, Brassicales, Brassicaceae. The record is from the annotation of a GenBank genome assembly.
AUGCGUUUUCUGCUCCGAGCUCCACAAACCCAGCUGCGGAGACUGUCGAGCUCGAUGUCAGUGCUAAUGGGUUCGAAGCAAUUCCUCGAAUUUUGCCUUGUUCCUUCUUUUGCCGCAUACCCUUCUUCUUCUCUUUCUCCUUCUUAUACACUUGGUAGACAAAGGCACCUAUCUUCCGUUUCUACUCGAUUUCGCCCAGUUUUUGCCUCGAGACCAGUGUCCAAAAACAGCCCUUAUCAACAUAAGACCAAUGGCUUAUCGUCCUACACUUCAAUCCCCAAAUUCCAAACUCCUGAUGAUCCUGAAGUAGAAGAAGCAGACAAGAGUGAUGUUAAAUCGAAAUUAGCAAACUUGAGGCGUAAAUUGGCGGAAAAUGGAAUUGAUGCUGAAAAUUGCCCCCCGGGACAAUAUUGUGGCUUGAUAUGUCCCAAGUGUGAAGGUGGCGGCUCUGCAGAAAAAAGCUUGUCUCUUUACAUUGCCCCUGAUGGUUCGUCAGCUACAUGGAAUUGCUUUCGGGGGAAGUGUGGUUUAAAAGGUGGAGUACGGGGAGAUAGCAGGUUUACAUCUGCAGUUCCAGUAGAGAAGAUAGAGAAGGUUGAAAGAAAACUCACGGUGGAGAGUUUAGGGCUAGAGCCUCUCUGUGAUGAGAUUCAGCAAUACUUCGCUGCAAGAAUGAUUUCAGCAGAAACACUCGCGAGAAAUCGGGUUAUGCAGAAAAGAAUAGGUGAUGAUGAGAUUGUAAUUGCUUUUACUUACUGGCAAAGAGGGGAGCUUGUGAGUUGCAAGUACCGGUUCCUAUCCAAGAAGUUCUAUCAGGAAAAGAAUACACGGAGGAUCUUUUAUGGGCUUGAUGACAUUGAAAAGGCAUCUGAAAUCAUUAUAGUUGAAGGAGAAAUAGACAAACUUGCGAUGGAAGAAGCUGGUUUUCGAAACUGUGUGUCCGUUCCUGAUGGAGCUCCAGCGACUGUUUCUUCAAAGGAAACACCACCUGAAGAAAAGGACACGAAGUAUAAGUUUCUGUGGAAUUGCAAUGACUACCUAAAGAAGGCAUCUCGUGUUAUUAUUGCUACUGAUGGAGAUGGACCUGGACAAGCUCUGGCUGAAGAAGUUGCGCGACGUCUGGGGAAAGAAAGAUGUUGGCGUGUCAAAUGGCCGAAGAACGGUGAGGAUAAAUAUUUCAAAGAUGCAAAUGAGGUGCUUAUGGCUUUGGGACCUCAGUCACUCAAUGAAGCUGUUCAAAACGCUGAGCCAUACCCUAUACAAGGUUUAUUCGCCUUUAAAGAUUUCUUUGAUGAGAUUGAUGCUUUCUAUCAUCGGACUCAUGGACACGAGUAUGGUGUUUCAACCGGGUGGAACACUUUGGACAACUUCUACAGUGUUGUGCCGGGGGAGCUGACUGUUGUGACAGGUGUUCCUAAUUCCGGGAAGAGUGAAUGGAUUGAUGCGCUGUUAUGCAAUCUCAACCACAGCGUUGGCUGGAAAUUUGCGCUCUGCUCAAUGGAGAAUAGAGUACGAGAUCAUGCCAGGAAACUCUUGGAGAAACAUGUAGAGAAACCCUUCUUUGAUGCAAAUUAUGGCAAAACUGUCCCACGGAUGAGCAUUGAGGAGUUGGAUGAAGGGAAACAGUGGUUAGAUGACAACUUCGCUCUCAUAAGAUGUGAGAUGGAUUCACUUCCAAACAUUAAAUGGGUUCUGGAUCGUGCAAAAGCUGCUGUUCUUCGGUAUGGGAUUCGAGGGCUUGUGAUAGAUCCAUACAACGAGCUUGAUCAUCAACGUACUAUACGCCAGACGGAAACGGAAUAUGUUAGUCAGAUACUAACGAAGAUAAAACGCUUUGCACAACAUCACUCGUGUCAUGUCUGGUUUGUUGCACACCCGAAACAGUUGCAACAAUGGGACGGAGGUCCACCGAAUCUUUAUGAUAUUAGUGGGAGUGCACAUUUCAUUAACAAAUGUGACAAUGGGAUUGUUAUACACAGAAACCGUGAUGAAAACGCUGGACCUCUUGAUCUAGUCCAAAUUUGUGUCAGGAAAGUCCGGAACAAGGUUGCAGGACAAAUUGGUGAUGCCUACUUGCGUUACGACAGGGCAACUGGUGUGUACUCAGAUUGUAACGUAACGCCUCUGACGUCUGAGAGGAGAUCAAGCAAACGGUCAUGA